AUGGUGGCCUGGAGGAGAUGGUGGAGGAGCUCAACAGUGGGAAGGUGAUGUAUGCCUUCUGCAGGGUGAAGGAUCCCAACUCCGGCCUGCCCAAAUACGUCCUCAUCAACUGGACUGGUGAAGGUGUGAAUGACGUGAGGAAAGGAGCCUGCGCCAACCACCUCAGCACUGUAGCCAACUUCCUAAAGGGGGCUCAUGUCACCAUCAAUGCUCGUGCGGAGGAGGACGUGGAGCCUGAACUCAUCAUGGAGAAGGUGGCCAAGGCCUCAGGGGCCAACUACAGCUUCCACAAGGAGAACAGCAAGUUCCAGGACUUGGGCCCUCAAGCUCCUGUGGGCUCUGUCUACCAGAAGACAAACGCAAUGUCCGAAAUCAAGAGGGUCAAUAAAGAUAAUUUCUGGGCCAAAGCUGAGAAGGAUGAAGAGAACCGGCGGCUGGAGGAGAAGAGGAGGGCGGAGGAGGAGCGGCAGCGGCUGGAGCGGGAGCGGCGGGAGCGGGAGCUGCAGGAGGCGGCGGGGAGGGAGCAGAGAUACAAAGCGAGAUCCAAUGAAAUCGAAGCCCAGAAGAGGCUCCAGCAGCAGCAGGAGGCAGAGAGCAGGGACAAGGAGCAGCAGCAAUGGAAGGAGCGAGCUGAGGAGUACGAGGCCAGGCGGCAGAAGGGCGUCACGAGGAGCGAGUCGGUGGAGAAAGCCCAGGAGGCUGCCUCACUGAUAGCACAGAGAGAGGUGAACCCCCGGGACAUCUUCAAGCAGAGGGAGAAGUCGGUGCCAGUGGACACAGCGGUGGCUUCGCAGCCAGGGAAGCUUCGCAGCCCUUUCCUGCAGAAGGAGGUGGAGUCGGUGCCCAGCCCUGCUUGCCCCGUGUCCCCUGCCCGAGGACGAGACUCUGGGUACAAUUCCAGUGUCCCGGCUUCCCACGAGGAAGAGGCAAAUCUGUAUGAGGAGCCACCAGACUCCUCGGCCAUCUAUGAAGAGCCCCCUCAGGAACAUGUGGAUGGUGCCAAAUACGAGUACCCGGUGGAGUACCAGCAGCCGGACCUGACGGGGAAGGGGAUCUGUGCCCGGGCGCUCUACGACUACCAGGCUGCUGAUGACACUGAGAUCUCCUUUGAUCCGGAGAACAUCAUCACCAACAUCGAGAUGAUCGAUGAGGGCUGGUGGCGUGGGUACGGUCCCGACGGCCACUUCGGCAUGUUCCCAGCCAACUACGUGGAGCUGAUCGAGUGA
This is a messenger RNA of Nestor notabilis (Kea), 1226 nucleotides long. RefSeq names its product drebrin-like (gene DBNL). Gene Ontology annotation, molecular function: actin filament binding. The annotation marks the transcript as partial. The transcript is spliced from 12 exons. Lineage: Eukaryota; Metazoa; Chordata; Aves; Psittaciformes; Psittacidae. Gene Ontology annotation, biological process: regulation of actin filament polymerization; positive regulation of dendritic spine morphogenesis; positive regulation of axon extension. Gene Ontology annotation, cellular component: plasma membrane; actin filament; site of polarized growth. The record is from RefSeq and is a predicted model, not a curated record.